AUGGCGUACAUGCAGCGUGAAUUUGUGGCAUCUGACGGAGAGCAUGGUGUCGUCUUGACCUCGUCGUACACGUUCUUGACUGCGGCCCUGUCGCUCUGUACGUCACAUCCAGACGAGGAGGCAGGUCUGAAUGUGCUCACGACAGACUUGAUGCUGCGUGUGUUGCACGACCUGUCGCUGAAUCUGGGCUCUGACGUGACGCUUAGAUCAGUGCGUGGCAAGGACCGCCUGCAACGCGAUGCCGUCGUGCGCGACGAGAUUCGCACGCACCAUGCAACAAGCAUUGCUGAGCUCUUGUGGCGCAUCAUCCAGGACUCGCUUCAAGCGCUGCAAUCGCCUGAUGCGUCGACGGACAACCCACGGCGCCUGAACGCCCAUACAGCCGGCAGCCUUGCUCAGGUUGCCAUGGCAGUUGUCGGUGACUAUGCCUCAUGGAUUGAUAUCGGGUUGAUUGUGAGUAUGGAGACCGUGUCGGUGCUCUACAAUGCCUUGGACUCAUCACACGCACCUCUGCGAUACGCGACGGCCGAUACGCUCUGCGAGAUUGUAUCCAAGGGCAUGAAGCCAGCUGACAAGUUGUCGCUGAUCCAGGGUUUGGGCCUCACGUCCGUGAUUGGACAGCUCGAGUCGUCGACGCGUGGGCAAGGCGAGGUGCAUAUCGAGCUGCGUGAGCAUUUGGCCAAACUGGUCGGUGCACUCUGCACGGAACUGUGCAAGAUUGCAGAAGACGCUGUUGGUGCUGAGCAAGAUACGAGGGACGCUGCGCAUAGCCUGCUUCUUACAUUCCUCCCUCUUGCUUUGGCCUUCCUCGCGGAUGAAUAUGAUGAGCCAGCUGAACAGGUUCUCCCGUGCCUGCACAUGGUGCUGGGCUUGUACAAAAAGACAAAGCGCCAGGCAGAAAGCAUGGGUGUGGCUAUGAGUGCGCCGCAAACAGAGUUUGUCACACAGCUCAUCACCCUCGUGUUACAGAAGCUUAAGGCCGACGCCGACCUCGACUGGGAAGAUUCGUCCUUGGUGGGUGGACCUGCCUCAGGCGAAGGAGAUGAUGACAAUGACGACGAUGAGCAGUUGGUCAAGUUCUAUGAACUGCGUAAGCAGCUGCAGGUGAUCCUCGGAGCUAUCGCAGCGAUUGACGAGCCGCUGGUCUCGAACACGAUCCACGCGCUGGUCUUAAAUACGCUGGCUGCUGGAGAUCCGGCGGAACUUCCUUGGGAGCAGGCCGAGGUGUGUCUUUACGCAGCUUUCUGCUGUGCUGAAGUGCUCUCGUCGGUGCGUGGCAACAAGGUGGGUCUGGGACCUCACUCCUAUGUGCAAGUACCUGUGGAGCCAGGCAAAACACGCAAUGUGCGUCAGUCGCUCGCGGUGUACCAGGCGCUGCCGCCCAACACGCUCGGUGAGUUGCUGCAACACUUGUUCCGCUCGCGCAUCUCAGCUCAUGCGCAUCCUGUGGUGCAGCUGCAGUAUUUCGAGUGCAUUGUGCGAUACGCGAGCUGCUUCGCUUUGUGGCCGGACCUGCUGCCGGAUGCGUUGGCGGCGCUGCUGGACCACCGCGGGCUGCGCAACCCCCAUAUGGGCAUGCGCCGACGGAUCAACUACCUGUUCUACCGCUUUGUCAAAGACACGCGCACGGCUAUUCCCUCCGAAUUUGUGCCGCAGCUCUUGGAGAGCAUGCAGGCAUCACUCGUUGUCCAGGCAGUCCUCCCUGACGUGCAGCCGGACGAGGAUCCUCUUCUGAAAGCGACGGAACAUGCGGGCGCAUUUGACAGUCAGCUAUACCUCUUUGAGACCUGUGGUCUGCUGAUGGCGCAGCUGGGGCACAUGCCCGAUACUCAAAUCAUGUUGUUCAAGGCCAUUACGCAGCCCCUGUUGCACCAGCUGCAGCAGAGUGUGGCUGCCUUUGGCACCGACGCGACAAACCUGCAGUUGGUGCUCCAGGUGCACCACUUGAUUCUCGCACUCAGCACCAUCGGGAAAGGAUUCCCCGACUACGACGCUGGUCGUGCCACAGAGCCGGCCUGGAUCGAAGAAGUCAAGCCAGUUAUGGAGCAAAUCCUUUUGGCCCUCACUGCGCUGAACCGCUUCUUGAUUGUGCGUGAGGCGGCCCGUGGUGCAUUUGCUCGCAUUGUGGCCUCGGCAGGUCCCGCUGUGCUGCCGUACAUACCCACACUGAUUCACGCGCUCGUGCAUCAGGUCACGGAAGCAGAGCUCGUGGACCUGCUCAACUUCUUUGGGCUUAUCACGCACAAGUACAAGGAAAAUGUCCGCAGUGUCAUGGACGAUGUUUUCCAGGUCCUCGUCUCGCGCAUUUUCUCGUUCAUGAACCAAGGCGUCCAAGGCACCGACGACCUGGUUCGCCGCUCCGACACAGAACGCGCUUACUUUGGCCUUGUCAAUGCGUUGCUUACGGCCGGUCUGGACGGUGUGCUCAUUUCCGAGAACAACCAGGCGCAGCUCCAGACCGUCUUGCAAAGCCACGUGUACUAUGCCGAAAAUGGCGAGCCCGUGAGCCAGCGCUCUGCCAUCAGUGUGCUGACGCGCCUUGUGUCGAUGUGGGGCCGCCGCGAUGAAAAGGCCCUCGCAGGCUUUGAGCAGUUUGUAUAUGAUGCAAUCGUGCCCCUGGUGUUCCAGGUGCCCGCGAAGCCUUCAUUCGACCGCACAGAUGCACAGGCACAGCUGGUGUUGGCAGAACUGAGUGCGCUACUGAAAACCCUGUAUACCGCCCGUGGCGACGAAGUUCUCCAGUUCUUGUCCACCGUGUACCUGCCCGGCGCCCAGUGCCCCCCGGCCCUGGCUAUGGAGCUUGUUGAAAAUAUCCAGAGCUUGGAUGCGAAGGCUCUCAAGCGCUACCUCGACACAUUUAUCGCAAAAUCCCGCGGCGUGUAG
Messenger RNA from Malassezia sympodialis ATCC 42132, 2883 nucleotides. RefSeq lists its product as uncharacterized. NCBI's taxonomy places the organism in Eukaryota, Fungi, Basidiomycota, Malasseziomycetes, Malasseziales, Malasseziaceae. The coding region runs from base 1 to 2883 and encodes 960 amino acids. The record is from RefSeq and is a predicted model, not a curated record. Gene Ontology annotation, biological process: tRNA re-export from nucleus. The transcript has 2 exons. Gene Ontology annotation, molecular function: small GTPase binding; tRNA binding. Gene Ontology annotation, cellular component: nuclear matrix; cytoplasm; nuclear pore.